Molecule: messenger RNA, 1116 nt
Organism: Rhododendron vialii
Lineage: Eukaryota; Viridiplantae; Streptophyta; Magnoliopsida; Ericales; Ericaceae
Exons: 1
Coding region: 65-664 (199 amino acids)
Source: RefSeq, a predicted model, not a curated record
CCUAGCUAGGAGAUAUAUCUUUAUUAUUACCCUUCACCUUAUUUCAUAUCGUUCAGAUCUCUUCAUGGCGAGGAAAAAGACUCUUGAAUUGCAGCUCAAUAUUCGAGGAAAUGCAGAAAUGCCAAUUAGUGAUGAAAAGUUCCUCUCAAGGCUUUCCUUCGAGAAGAUGAUCAGUUCCCACUCCAAGCUGGCUGAACCAUCAUUCAGAGUCCUCUACUAUGGAGGAUCUUCUGGUUCAGUCCCGUUCACGUGGGAGUCCCAGCCAGGUACCCCUAAAUACCCAGUAUUAACUUCUGGUCCUCAUUCUUCCCGUCUUACUCCUCUCACUCCUCCACCUUCCUACCGAUUCACUUCCAGUCCUAAAACCAACGCGGUUCCGAAAAAAGGUCCCAAACAAAAUCUUCUAUUCGCCAUUUUCCCUAAGCUAUUACCGUCAAGGAAAAACCAUGUGCCACCACCGCCGUUGUCAUCUUCUUCUGUAUCGUCAUCAUGUUCGUCGGGCUCGUAUUCUUCAGCUUCAACUCUGAAGAAUCCGCGGAGCUGGUUUUUGUUCCCCCGAAGAUCAAACGUCUGUUUUAGGGUAGAUGAAGAGGAUCACGAUAUUGAGCUGCGACGAAGCAGUACCGGAUCUCCUGCCUCAACUUUGUGGUUUGGUGCAAGCUAGGCACGACUAGUGUGAUUCAUCUGCUGCAUUUUAGUUUCUGGUUUAGUAGUUGAAAAAAUUAUAACAUUUUGUGCUGGCUCUGGGUGCCAGAACCAAGAAUUUGGUUGUAAUAAAUUGGAUGCUAGCUGCGGGAACGCAAUUCUCGGUUUCUGGUGUAUUACUCGUCACUACAAAGGGGAUCUCAGGACCCAGUAGGCUGUAGCGCCCCAAGCGUGCUGCACGGUGUAGCGCUUCAUCCAGAUCGUCCGUCUUGGCAAUUAAUAGUCUAGAUUUUAAAAAAAUCUUCCGGGAAAGAGUUAAUACUUAUGGAUUGUGAAAUUGAGCGUUGCACGGUGCAACGCUUUUGAGGCGCUGGCCUCGCUGCACCAUCCGCCUUCCUAGUCUUUGUGUUCUUUUUGUCCAGAGAGACUCAAAUAAUUUUACAUUUGCAACUAGUCUUAAUUUGUUGGAAA